Molecule: messenger RNA, 604 nt
Organism: Rhodamnia argentea
Lineage: Eukaryota; Viridiplantae; Streptophyta; Magnoliopsida; Myrtales; Myrtaceae
Exons: 3
Coding region: 290-505 (71 amino acids)
Source: RefSeq, a predicted model, not a curated record
AACUUGAGAGUUAUCUAACACAAAUUUUUCAGUCUUGGGCUUUCGCCUUGACCUCUCGGGAACCACCGGAAGAGGCGAGAAACAUCUAAGUGGGUGCUCGCGCUUGAACCGACCCCGCUCGCUCCACCUUUACACGCACGUUCACUGGCAUAUAUUACGCUUGGAUUCUCGUCUUGUUGCCUCUAGAGCUCUGCUUCGUUGACUUUCACUUGCUGCUCAGAACAUCAAUCCGAAGUGUCAGGUUGCUGCUGCUUCUUCUUCUUCUUCGUUUCCCUGCUGGGCCAAUCUAAUGUCAGAGUCAGAGCCACCGUUUAGACCGAGAGAGAAGCUCAUAGAGAAGCAGAAGUAUUACCAAAGCAUCAACAAGCCCAUUUACCUGAAAGGACCGUACGACAAGAUCACCUCCAUCGCCAUCCCGCUCGCGCUGGGCGUCACCACCAUGUUCCUGACCGCACGGGGCCUCUACAACAUGGCCCACGGGAUCGGGAAGAAGGAAAUGCGAUAGCUCUGUUUCUACGAACAUCUGAAACGUCGGAAUGGUGUAAGACGAGGUUUUGUAACAUCUGUAUAAUCAAUAAGUGAUUACCUUUGGAUGUUGAAAGAA